This is a messenger RNA of Penicillium soppii, 1386 nucleotides long. RefSeq lists its product as uncharacterized. The record is from RefSeq and is a predicted model, not a curated record. Bases 1 to 1386 code for a protein of 461 amino acids. The transcript is spliced from 3 exons. Gene Ontology annotation, biological process: lipid metabolic process. NCBI's taxonomy places the organism in Eukaryota, Fungi, Ascomycota, Eurotiomycetes, Eurotiales, Aspergillaceae. Gene Ontology annotation, molecular function: phosphoric diester hydrolase activity.
AUGAGGUGGCCUACAAUUGCUUUCGCCUACCUCGCGGUCGUGGCUGUGGCCCAAGAUACAUCCACCACUACUACCUCCGACUCCAGCACUGAGUCCGAAAGGACCAUCACUGAUGGAUCCACGAUUGUGACCGUUACAACUCCCGUAGCCAUCCCCUCGGGUACCUAUGAACAGGUCAGCACAACAGUCACCCUGGGUGACGGUGAGACUUCGGUCCUCGUAUCGACAACCGGACACCACAAUAGUACAAUGACUACCUCGGGCAAUGGGACUGUAGUCACCACUACCCGUGACUCCUGGACUUUGCUGGUCGGAGGUGCAGGAACGACUACUAUCGGUAACAGCAGUAUGAAUGCGACCGCUACCACCAGCAGUACCGCUACUGCCUCGCCCGUGGUCAACACUCAGCCUUGCAACAACUAUGCCGAGUUCUGCGCAAGGAAAUAUUCCAACAUCACCAUGGUCGCAGCACACAACAGCCCGUUCGUGCGCAAGAACAACGUCGCCGCCAACCAGGUGCUGGACGUGACGCAGCAGUUGAAUGACGGCAUUCGCAUGCUGCAAUUCCAAACUCACUACGAGAAUGGCACCAUGUACCUCUGCCACACGACCUGUUCAUUGCUCGACGUCGGUACCCUAGAAGCCUACUUGACGGACGUGAACAAGUGGAUGCGCAAAAACCCCUACGAUGUAGUGACUUUUAUGAUUGGAAACUACGACUACGUUUCUGCCGAGAAUUUCACUACCCCAAUUUAUAACUCCGGAUUGAAGGAUCUGAUCUACACGCCUACGAAGAUCCCCAUGGCCCUUAACGACUGGCCAACCUUGUCCGAGAUGAUUCUCACACAGAAGCGCGCAGUCUUCUUCAUGGACUACCAGGCCAACCAGACCGCGCACCCCUGGCUCAUGGAUGAGUUUUCGCAGAUGUGGGAGACACCCUUCUCCCCCACUGACGUGAACUUCCCGUGUACCGCGCAGCGUCCCCCGGGUCUUUCCAGGAAAGACGCCAAGAACCGCAUGUACAUGGCCAAUCAUAACCUCAACUUGCAGUUGAACUUGGGAUCAUUGAGUCUGUUGAUUCCCAACACUGCUACUCUCAGUACCACCAAUUCGAACGCCACCAACACCACUGGUACUCUGGGCAAGAUGGCCCAGAACUGUACUGAAACUUGGGACCGCCCCCCUAACUUCCUUUUGGUUGACUACUACAACUACGGCAACUUCAACGGUUCCGUCUUCGAGGUUGCUGCCGAGAUGAACAAUGUCUCAUACACCCGCCAAUGCUGUGGCAAGGAAUCUGCUGCGUCACUUAGUGCUUCUGUCGCCGGCAUGUCGACGGUAGUGCUAGUAGCGAUGGGGGCGCAGAUGCUGAUGUCUGUGUUUUGA